ACAUAUUCAUAACUCUAAUUCCUUUUCUCAAUUGGUCAGUUUUCAGUAAUUUUCGUUUUUUCGUGCAGAUGAAGCACUCAGUUCUCGUUCUAACUGCCGUUACCCUGACCCUCAUUUUGAGGUGUCAUGCACAGAUAGACUGCAACUCGGCUCCGGCUAACAAGAAAAACAUAAAAGCUUACUCGGACAAAUGUCUUGCCAACGGUUUCCCGACGAAAAUUGCCGGAUGUGUAACCAUAGGAUCUAAUACUUUGUCCGGAAUUCGGGCGAAGUCGUGCAGGAAACUACAUCAACGGAUUAACGCCUGUGCCCUCAAUUGUUUAAAAGCAGGAGCAGAUGGAGUACUUUCAACUACAGAGGUCGAGAACAUCGCAAGCAAAGGAAUGGCAAAACAGUCUGAUACCAGUGGUUACGGAAGGGCUGAAAAAGCUAUUGAUGGCAAUAAUAAUGGCAACUAUCAUAGCGGGUCUGUAACCCACACUGAAGCAUCUGGUAGUAACGCCUGGUGGUCGCUGACAUACCCUCGCUCAAUGUUUAUCAAGGAAAUCCAAAUCUUUGGAAGAACAGAUUGUUGCUCGGAACGAAUUGAUGGUGCCUCUGUCUUAAUUGAUGGCAAGAAAGUAGGAACAUUAAACCACAAUGAUGGAGCCCCUAUGGUUGUGCCGGUUAAUAGAGUUGGCUCCGAGAUAAUGAUCAGAAAUAAAGAAGGUGGAGCCCAGCUUUCUCUUGCGGAAGUUCUGGUGAUGGGGGCUAAAAUAGAAGGUGAUCCUUGCAAAGAUGGGUGCGACAAUAUCGCAUCAGAAGGAUUAGCAACGCAGAUCGACACUGAUCACAAUGGAGAAGCUUCCCGGGCCAUUGAUGGCAAUACUUCCAACAGAUGGGGAUCGAAUUCGAUUACCCACACUAAAACGACAGGGCCAAAUGCCUGGUGGAGAUUGACAUUCCCAGAGAACGCGUACAUGGAACAAAUCAAGGUUUAUGGACGUGAGGACUGUUGUGCUGAUAGGCUCGAUAACGCCACUGUGUAUGUCGAUGGUGAACUUGUUGGGAUUGUGAACUCCAAAAUAGGAUUCCCCAAUUUGAUCAACAUCGCCGUAAGCGGACAAGUGAUAGAAAUAAGGCCAGCAGGCCGCCAUCCUUUAUGUCUCGCUGAAGUUGAGGUCAUCGGCAUGUUGAUGCAGUAGAGUAAAAAGGAGCUGACGCUGAUAUACGAAACAUUCUAAUGAAAAGAAUCAUAUCAGUUAUAUUCAAUAAUUUGAUAGCCUGUUGCAGCAAUUGGAAUGAUUUUUAAAACUUCGUUGUUUUCACCUUAUGUAAUAUUUUAACAUGGUUUUUAGGGUUUCAAACGUUUACUUUUAGACAUUAAAAUAGACCUUGCAAUUAA
Messenger RNA from Bolinopsis microptera, 1384 nucleotides. RefSeq lists its product as uncharacterized. Bases 69 to 1184 code for a protein of 371 amino acids. The record is from RefSeq and is a predicted model, not a curated record. The transcript is spliced from 9 exons. Lineage: Eukaryota; Metazoa; Ctenophora; Tentaculata; Lobata; Bolinopsidae.